UCUUACUGGAUGUGUUACUGAGACCUGAAAGCAGAGAAACAAACUUCCCAUGGAUCCAAACAUCCAAGGGUCUUUCUUGUUCAACAACAGCCUGAACCAAUUCCCCUCGGAACUCAAGGCACCAGUGUGCCAGUACUCAGUGCCCAACUCUUUCUACAAGCUCAACCCAGGCCUGAACAGCCAGCUGCAAGCAGGGACACCUCACGGCAUCAGUGACAUCCUGAGCCGCUCCAUGGUGGGGGUGGGCUCCGCGGGCACCACCACCCUGCUGUCCGGAUACUCUGCCAUGGGUGGGUUCAGCCCCUCUGUCACCAGCACAUCCAUGUAUUAUAACCGAGACUAUAGUUCAUCGCUGGGUGGCUUCUCCAAGCCAGGCGCCGAGUGCCCGAUGAAGACUCGCAGUGUGAGCUGCUGGGCAGAGAGCGGCUGUGACUGGAGAGGAGGGAGGCAGCAGUGCACCAACACUAGCGGUCCACUUGGGGAGAUGCCUGGCAGGAAGAAACACACCAGACCAACAUUCAGUGGACAUCAGAUAUUUGCUCUGGAGAAAACCUUUGAGCAGACCAAAUACUUGGCCGGGCCUGAAAGAGCAAGACUGGCUUAUUCUCUGGGCAUGACCGAAUCACAAGUCAAGGUAUGGUUUCAGAACCGACGCACCAAGUGGAGGAAGAAGAGCGCCUCAGAGCCAAGCUCCACACAGAUCAGCCACACGGGGCAAGGUGGGGAGGCCUCGGAGAACGAGGUGGAGGACGAGGAGUACAAUAAGCCCCUGGACCCCGACUCUGACGACGACAAGAUCCGACUGCUGCUGCGCAAACACCGCAGAGCUUUCUCUGUCCUGCGGCUUGGGCCACACCACGUCUGA
Messenger RNA from Monopterus albus (swamp eel), 865 nucleotides. RefSeq names its product NK6 homeobox 3 (gene nkx6-3). Lineage: Eukaryota; Metazoa; Chordata; Actinopteri; Synbranchiformes; Synbranchidae. Gene Ontology annotation, molecular function: RNA polymerase II cis-regulatory region sequence-specific DNA binding; DNA-binding transcription factor activity, RNA polymerase II-specific. Bases 50 to 865 code for a protein of 271 amino acids. The record is from RefSeq and is a predicted model, not a curated record. Gene Ontology annotation, biological process: regulation of transcription by RNA polymerase II; cell differentiation. The transcript is spliced from 3 exons. Gene Ontology annotation, cellular component: nucleus.